Molecule: messenger RNA, 1833 nt
Organism: Naegleria lovaniensis
Lineage: Eukaryota; Heterolobosea; Eutetramitea; Acrasida; Naegleriidae
Exons: 1
Coding region: 1-1833 (610 amino acids)
Biological process (GO): autophagy; endocytosis
Cellular component (GO): endosome; autophagosome
Molecular function (GO): guanyl-nucleotide exchange factor activity
Source: RefSeq, a predicted model, not a curated record
AUGAACGCUUACUGGAUCGGACCGAACAACGAGGUCUCUCAAGUUGUAAAUACGAAUGAUGAAGACGAGGAAGAAGAGGAUAAAUCCAUGACAUCCAUCCACCAUGAGCGAGAAGUAACAACAGCAUCCUCGCAAGAGCCUACUCAUCAGCCACCACUUGUAAAUAAUACUGUUGCAUCAUCACCAGAAAUUCAUAAUCUCUCAAAUAUUUUAACAACAACGUCGGAGGAAGAUCUGAGUGGUGUUGCAACCAAUUUUAAUAGUUAUAUGGACAACCUAUUGAAAACUUGUUAUUUAAAUAAUUUAAUUGUUUCAUAUUGGGACAACAGCAUGGGACCUCGCCCUCUGCAGGUAUGGAAUGGAACUAUUUCCAGAAGAGAAUACCUGAGUGAUGAUAAUAUCAUGUUUAUUACAAGAUUUUCUCUCAUGGAUGAUAUGCCAAGAUAUGAAGAAGUUGGAUCCAACAUUGAAAUCAAAUUUAAUAUCAUGUCGGAUUUAAAUGUCAUGGUUCUUACUGCUGUAUUCUGCAGUAAAAAUUGGGAGAAGGUAGGCUCGAGAUCAUUCUUCAGGAGAAAGGCAGAUCCUCCACCAACAUUAUUCACAAUUAAUUUGGUCAUGAAUCGAGAUAACCUCUCCAGAUAUAUGGUGAUUAACUUUAUUAUCAAGGAAAAAUUAAUUACUCUUGCAAAGAUAUUGCAGCAUUUUGCUGAUACAUUUAUGAGUUCAAAUCAAGCAGAAGUUCUUUCAAAUUUUACACCACAUCUCAACGAAUUUAUUCAGUUGUUUGACACAUUAAGCAAGAUUGCAUUCGAACCACCUAAAUUUAAUUUAUUUUACACACUCUUUCAUGACGAAACAUCCUUGAAGAGAUUAUAUGAAAAUGAGGAAGAUAAUUUAUUCUUGCAAAGAGCCGUAACAUCACAUUUAGAAACCCAUGGAUACAGCGUUGUAGUGGGAACUCCCAAUCAAGUGAAAGAAAUUAAUAUUUGGGUCAACACUCUUGCCAUGUUUCUCUCUCAGCAUGAAAAACAACUUAUUAAUCAUGCCCACAAAAUUGAUGCUACCAAAAUUAGUACACCACAACCUCAAACUCAAGCUCGAUCUUUCUUCAAGAAAAUUACCCAAAGCGGUAAUGUGAAAUUAUUGAACCCCAGUAACGUUUUUAAACCAGAAGUAUUUGUACAAGGACUUGUUAUCACUCCAGAUCUGUCACACUGGAAAGAUUUAAUACCUACCAAAUGUCUACUCUCUGGAAGAUAUCCAAUAACAGUUGUAGAUUUAAAAGAGAGAAAAGUGUUUUCAUUUAAAAAGUAUCACUACUUUCAAGCAUUCAAAAGAGAAUAUUUCGAAGAGUCUGAAUCUAAGAACAUUUUGAAUGACUUUGGAGUUCAGACAACAGGAGGAGACAAACAAUUUAGAGACCACUAUGAAGAAGCAAAAAGAAUAUGUACAAGCGUACAAGAACUGUUCUAUGUAUUAUUACGAGUAAUUCCGCUAACCAUCUAUCCUUCCAUAAGAUGCUCUCUAAUUUCUGAGUUUGUACGAUUAUUGAACAGAAAGGCCAUUGCCCUCGCAAGAUAUGUACACUCGAUGAGAAAUAUUGAUACUUUGAACCCUGACAAAAUACAGAGAAUUCUCAUGAAGCAUGUCAUGAUUAAUAAUAGUGUACAGAAAUAUCACAUGCACGAUUUGACAUCAGAAUUGUUUGUAAUAAUGGCAACAGCAGAAAAAUUGCAACAUGGAGUGUAUACACUUAUCACUGGCGAUCCACAACUUGAGGCUUUUAACGUUGUUGAUUUUCUCGAUUCAACAAGCAUGGCCUUUGACAUUUAA